UUUGGGUCCCCUGUCCUGUCUGCUCCUCCCUGAUAUGACUGAUAUGAGUCAUGGGCCGCAAGCAGAAGACACAGGGAAGGAGAAAGAGUGGAAAGUGGUGCUUCUGUACCCCAGAGGUGGAGGGAUGCAGGAGCGCAGCAGGAGAAGAAACCCAGUGUGAUAUCACCAUGUGGUGGUCAAAUGACCAAGUGGUGGAUGGUGAAGUCACCAGGCAAUGGAUUGUGACCUCAUGUCCCUGGAUGCUUAUCCUGGGGUGCCGGCAGAGCCUGAGCCAGUCUGGCUCAUGCCUGGACUCCUGCUGAGCGUGACCGCGAGGUGUGGAGGUCCGAGCCAGGCUUCUCCAGGUGCUGGGUAGUGCUUUGGGGGCUGCCAUCGGCAGCUCUCCGUGCCCGUCCCAGAGCCACCCCCUGUGUUUCUCCAGCCCUGCCUGACAGCAGCGGAGGUGAGCUGUGGGGGAAAUGUCCCCCAAGGCGGCCAUGGGGCGGGUGGUGGGGCAGCAGCGGGGCAGUAGGGUUGCGAGUGGGGGCCUGCGAGUGACCGUGGCCUCUCUCCGCCUUGCAGUGUUCAACACCCUCUGGCACCGCCUCCACCAGGGAGGGGGAGCAGCUCCUCAUCCUCGGCUCUCCCCAACGCUCCGAGAAGCACCACCAUGGCCACGGAGUCAGAGGGGUGCUGUCCCGUCUGCCAGGAUGUUCGGAAGGGCAUCGCCUCAGUGGAGCCGUGCCAACACCAGUUCUGCCUGGGCUGCAUCCUGCGGUGGGCCAAAAGGACAUCCAGCUGCCCCCUCUGCAGAACAGUGAUGGAGAAAAUCAAGUUCUCCGUGCGGGGAGAAAAUGACUACCUGGAGCAGGUCAUCACGCCCCCCGCCCAGCCAGCAGGUGCCAGCAGCCAGGCAGGCACAGCUCCCGGCGGCCUGGAAGAGCAGGAGGCUGCGGGGACAGAGGCCCAGGCCUGCGUGGGUGGCCUCCAGCCCCAGGUCUGGGCAGAGCUCUUCCAAGAACACCGGCACCUCCUGGACCCCGUGCUGCCCUGGCUGCGCCGGCAGCUGGAGGCCAUCUACGAGGAGCAGUGGUGGCUGGCAAUGGCGGCCGAGAAGCUGCUGGUGCAGGCCCUCUGCUUCUACGGCCCGGACGAGGAGGCCGUGGUGCGGCGGAUGCAGCCGGGCCUGGAGGAGCACACGGCCCCGCUGGUCCGCGACCUCAUCAACGUCGUGGUGCGCCGCUGCGGGAGGGAGGCCCGGAGGCUGCUGGAAAACCCCAUUUCCCCCACACGGUCUCUGGGUGCCUCUUUCUGCCCCUUCUCCUCCCGCCUGUUAAGGAAUAAAGUAUUUAUGAGAUUUACUUGA
Molecule: messenger RNA, 1345 nt
Organism: Calidris pugnax (ruff)
Lineage: Eukaryota; Metazoa; Chordata; Aves; Charadriiformes; Scolopacidae
Exons: 1
Coding region: 650-1345 (231 amino acids)
Biological process (GO): protein polyubiquitination; protein monoubiquitination
Molecular function (GO): metal ion binding; ubiquitin protein ligase activity
Source: RefSeq, a predicted model, not a curated record